UAUGGAAAGACGGUGAAGUGCGGAAGACAAGACCAGACCGCAUGCAACUUUUGAGUCCUGUUGCACAUAUCAGCCUCAAUAUCUCUGUAACCGUUGUCAAAAUUACAUGAUCAUAUACAUUUUUAUGAGAAUUUCACGCUCUGCAUAUUAAAAAGUUGAAAACCAAAGUGAGACAAUUAACUUGAUGCAAUUGGACAAUAUGUUUUCUCAAAAUACUCAAAAUGUUUUUAAAAGAAAACAAACCUCUUCUCAUUAUGAUGAAAUACCUGAUGCACCAUCUCAAAUAUCGAGUCAAUUUUUCUCUCAAAGACCAUCAUUUAUGGGUUACACACAGAACAUUGAAGUGUGCAAUGAUAUCUUCUCAGUCCCUAGUUCUGCAAUUUCACAGUUGCAUCAGGAGCCAUUUACAUUUGCUGAUGAUGAUACUGGUACAAACAGUUCACCAAAACAUUUUAGGUCGUCACAGCAAGAUUUGUUUACAUCGCCACAACAUCAACAACAAUUACUGAAUAAGCAACAUGAACGAUACAAAAAGCAUUAUGAAAUAAAUCCACAACUACUUGGAAUUCCUUCACAGCCUUCAUAUGAAUCUAUACAGUUUAGAAACAAGGGAAACAAAUCCAUGCUGAAAAGUAAUAUGAAAUAUGCACCUACUUCUAUGAUCAUGAAGACACCAAAAUGCAGUAACCUCUUAAAUACUGAAUUGAACAACACUCAACCAAUCAUUCAGUUAGAAACACCAAGAAAUGCUGCUGUAAAUGUUCAAAACAAUGAUGGCACAACUGGUGAGCUUAAAUCAGUGAGAGAAAUACCUGAAAAAUUUAGAUCCAUCUUUCCAUUUGCGUACUUCAACACAUUGCAAUCAAAGGUUUUUGAAGAGGUGUUAUACUCUGACAAUCCCGUUGUAGUUUGUGCUCCAACUGGUUCUGGAAAGACUGUGUUAUUUGAGCUGUGUGUUGUACGGCUUCUUUUGCGAGCACCAAACAAGAAGUUUUCCUAUAAAAUUAUUUACAUGGCACCGAUUAAAGCCCUUUGCAGUGAGCGUUAUCAAGACUGGAAUGCUAAAUUUUCACCAUUUGGUUUGAAAUGCACAGAAUUGACAGGCGACACAGAAUUGGAUGAUUUUCAUGAGUUGCAGUAUUCACAUAUUGUCUUCACCACACCAGAAAAAUGGGAUAGUAUGACACGGAAAUGGAAAGACAACAAAAGUUUGGUACACUCAGUGCGAUUAUUUCUUAUUGAUGAGGUGCAUUUGCUAAAUGAUAACACUCGUGGUGCAACCAUGGAAGCUGUGGUCAGUCGUAUGAAGACUGUUCAAGUUUCUAUAAACAAUGACACAAAAGAAACUGAUACACCUAUUAUAAGAUUUGUGGCGAUAUCUGCUACAAUACCAAAUGUUAAAGAUAUAGCUGUUUGGUUGGACACUGGUGUGUUGCCUGCUUUAUCAUUUAGUCUGGGAGAUGAGUAUAGACCAGUAGCAUUAAGAAAAAUAGUGCUUGGAUAUCCAUACACGGAGAAGCAAUCAGACUUCAAGUUUGAUCUUGCUUUGAAUUACAAACUCAGCAAUAUUAUACAAACAUAUUCUGAAAAUAAACCAACCUUGGUGUUUUGUUGUACAAGAAAAGGUGUCACACAAGCUGCCAGUGUGUUAGUGAAAGAUGCACGAUUUAUUUUAAACUAUCAGCACAAGCAAAGGUUGACACAACAUGCCAAUAUAAUACACGAUUCAAAAUUACAAGAAUUUGUAUUACACGGUGUGGGUUUCCAUCAUGCUGGUUUGGACAUGAGUGAUCGGAAACAUAUUGAAGAAAUGUUCACUACUGGUGAUUUACCUGUUUUAUUUUGUACAAGUACACUGGCCAUGGGUGUAAAUCUUCCUGCUCAUCUUGUUGUUGUCAAAGGCACCAUGCAUUAUGUUAUGGGUGGUUAUGAAGAGUAUAGUGAGGCACAAGUUUUGCAAAUGAUGGGUAGAGCUGGGAGGCCACAGUUUGACACAUCAGCCACUGCCGUGAUAAUGACAAAGCAACAGACAAAGGCAAAAUAUCAAGCUAUGAUAACUGGUACGCACAGCAUUGAGAGCAGUCUGCAUCACCACUUGACAGAACAUAUAAAUGCUGAGAUUGUUCUGGGAACUAUAACUGACAUUGAUGUUGCUCAGGAUUGGCUUAAAUCGACUUUUCUUUACAAACGGAUGCAGGAAAAUCCAAAACACUAUGGUGCGCCUGACAGCCUUGAUAAGAAGGCUCUUGGACAGAAAUUGCAAGAUAUGUGUUUGAGUUCAUUGAAGUCUUUACAAUCUUACAACCUCUUGGAACUACAUAACAAUCACGCACUUUCCUCAACAGAAAUUGGGAAGUUAAUGGCAAGAUAUUGCAUUGCAUUUGAUACUGUGAAAAUAUUAUCAUCUAGCUCCGGUAAUGAAAGCUUGGAAGAAUUGGUUGGACUGUUAUCAAAAGCUAAGGAAUUUGAUGACAUCACCAUCAGGCAAAAUGAAAAGAAAGUCUUAAAUACGUUAAAUAAAGACAAAAACAGAAUUACUAUCAGAUUCCCAUUGAACUCGAGAAUCAAAUCAACUGAAAUGAAGAUUAACUGUUUGCUUCAAUCUACACUUGGGUGUUUAACUGUGAAUGAAUUCUCUUUAACACAAGAUAUAACUAAAAUAUUACGCAUUGGACAAAGAGUUACAAAAUUUAUGAUGGAAUUCCUCGUCCAGCAAAGUGGAUUUCAAACUGCAUUAAAUGCUAUUUUGCUGUGCAAAUGUGUAAAGGCCAGAUUAUGGGAGAAUUCAAAGUUUGUAUCAAAACAACUGGAGAGAAUAGGCCCGUCACUUUCAUCAGCUCUUGUCAACGCUGGUAUAACAACAUUUCAGAAAAUGGAGAACACCAAUCCUCGAGAGUUGGAAAUGAUUAUGAACAGACACCCGCCCUUCGGAUCACAGAUCAAAGAAGUGGUUUCCUCAUUACCAAAGAUGGAUGUUAUUGUGGAACAGGACAAUAAUUACCGCACUUCUGUAGCAGAGUUAGUGUUGAUAGUGAAGUUACUGAACAGUGAAGUGAGAUCAAAGUAUUUAAAAGCAAAGAAGACAUACACGCAAGGAUAUUAUUUCAUUAUCGGUGAUAGUGAGAAUCAGAUUGUAUUCAAACAAAAGAUUUUUGAUUCAUCUUUAUUGCACAGUGGACAAUGGUCACGUAGAAUUACUAUCCAGCGAGCGUCGAAAUCCCAAGAACUAAGCAUCAAACUUAUAUGUCUGGAUUAUGUUGGCUUAGAUGUGCAAAGUUCUUUUACGCCAGUGUAUGCAGGACCUCCAUCAAGACCUGUCAUGACAAACAGAUACGAUGAAAUAGAUUAUCAAAGAAAACCUUCUAUAGGUAACUUGUAUUAAGUUUAAAACAGUUCC
Hydractinia symbiolongicarpus is the source of this 3397-nucleotide messenger RNA. Its product is annotated as probable ATP-dependent DNA helicase HFM1. Gene Ontology annotation, molecular function: ATP binding; nucleic acid binding. Bases 185 to 3382 code for a protein of 1065 amino acids. NCBI's taxonomy places the organism in Eukaryota, Metazoa, Cnidaria, Hydrozoa, Anthoathecata, Hydractiniidae. The record is from RefSeq and is a predicted model, not a curated record. The transcript has 37 exons.